CCUGAAAACAAAGAUUGUUAUCCAGAGUUGUAAGAAAAGAAGAAGAGAAAGAAAGAAUGGAACUCAUGAGUUCCACAACACUCAAUUGUAAACCCUAUCUUUCUCACAAUUUCCUCAUCUCAAGAAGAACUUCAAACACUCAUAUCUCAAACCCUCUUCUUCUUCUCCAAUCAAAUUACACCACAAAUUUCGCUAAACUAACUACUUCAAAUUCCCGCCAACUUAUCUUUCAACAAUCAGCAACUCGUGGAUUCUCUAGUCAACCCGUUGUCUCUACUACUACUCCCGCGUCUGUAAACUCUGAAAAUGACAAAUUACCAGCUGAUAUUGAAGUUACUGAAGUCGAAGAACCUGAUUCUAAAGUUCGGUUAAGUGUGAGUGUUCCUCCAGCUGUUUGUGAAGAUUGCUAUAACAAGGUUCUCGCCGAAAUGACCAAGAUAGCUAAGGUCCCCGGUUUUCGUCCGGGACAAAAAGUCCCAGAAAAUAUACUUGUGAGUUAUCAUGGUAAAUCAUUUGUACGAAAGGCUACGAUUGAAGCAAUUCUAAAGAGGACGCUUUCACAUGCUAUGGAUUCGGUAAAAGGAAGGGCCUUAAAAGAUUCUGUUCGAAUUAUUACUAAAUUUUCAGAGAUGGAUGAAUCAUUUAACUUCCCACAUGGUUAUUUGAGAUACGACUGUGUGGUUGAUGUGGCACCUGCGGCUAAAUGGAUUCCUGAGGAUGGAUAUAAGAAUUUGAGAAUAGUUGUUGAGAUAGACCAAGAGAUCGAUGCUCAAACGGCUUGUGAGGCUGAGAUAAAGAGACGUCAUAAGGCUCUUGGCAUACUGAGAAUUGUGACUGACAGAGGCCUACAGGUUGGUGAUGUUGCAGUUUUGGAUAUAUCCACUCUAAAAGCUACGGAAGAUGAUUCCGAGGGCGAAAAAAUUCCAUCUGCAGAGAGUAAAGGUUUUCAAUUGGAUACAGAAGAAGCUGACAACCUUCCUCCUGGAUUCCUUGAUUCAAUAAUUGGUAUUAAAGGAGGAGAAACCAAAACAUUCUCACUUGCGUUUCCAGACUCAUGGAGACAAGAAAAUCUACGAGGUGUUGUUGCUCAAUAUACUGUCAUAUGCAAAGAACUAUUCUAUAGAGAGUUACCCGCACUGGAUGAUUCUCUCGCUGAAAAGCUUCUUUCUGGCUGCACGACCUUGAUUGAGGUAAGAGAAUCGAUAUUGGAGAGAUGUAAAGAAAUAGAACAAAUAGCUAAGGAACAAGCAACAGACAAUGCAAUUCUUGAUCAGCUAUGCAAGAUGAUUCAAAUUGAUAUUCCUCGAACCUUGUUUGAGGAACAAGGCAGGCAGCUAUAUGGAGCCAAACUUUUAGAGUUACAGGCAAAGAUGAAACUAGAUGAACAACAGCUGGCUAAUCUUUCAAGCCCACAAGCAGUGAAGGAAUACCUAGAAUACGAGAGGGAAAACAUAACAAGUAUGGUGAAACAGAGUCUUGCAGUAGGCGAUAUAUUUAAGCGCGAAAAUCUGCAGUUCCAUACAGAAGAUCUAGUAAAAGAGGUUGAGAAUUCCAUUGAUGAAUUCAAGCGCAAUAAUCAAGAGUAUGAUGAGGAGCGUGUAAAGGAUCAGGUGCAAGAAAUACUCGAGGGAUCGAAGGUACUCGAAUGGUUACGAGACCAUGCCACAAUUGAGUAUGUAGUGCGUUGAGAAGGAAUCUAUUCUAGUAGAGUGGUGAUGAUUCCUCUGAACAACUCCUACUGGUGCCAUCUUAUCCUCUCUUCUUCUUUCUUUCUUUUUUUGAUUUUGAAAUUUGCAUUUUCUUUCCGAAGGAAAUAAUGGUAUAUGGUACCAAGUUUUGUAUGAGCUAGGUGGUUCUUAGUCAUGGACUGCAAUGAGAGUUGUAGGGUACUUGCCUAUUCUGAUGGCUAGUGUUCUAAAACAUCAUUCACAUUUUCACCAUCAUAAUCUUGUAGAAAAAAGUUGCAACUUACUACAAAUAGAAGCAUGAUACCAAUCUUUCCUUGUG
Papaver somniferum (opium poppy) is the source of this 2007-nucleotide messenger RNA. Its product is annotated as trigger factor-like protein TIG, Chloroplastic. NCBI's taxonomy places the organism in Eukaryota, Viridiplantae, Streptophyta, Magnoliopsida, Ranunculales, Papaveraceae. Bases 57 to 1688 code for a protein of 543 amino acids. The record is from RefSeq and is a predicted model, not a curated record. The transcript is spliced from 13 exons. Gene Ontology annotation, biological process: protein transport; 'de novo' cotranslational protein folding; protein unfolding. Gene Ontology annotation, molecular function: protein folding chaperone; ribosome binding; peptidyl-prolyl cis-trans isomerase activity.